Periconia digitata is the source of this 540-nucleotide messenger RNA. The record is from the annotation of a GenBank genome assembly. NCBI's taxonomy places the organism in Eukaryota, Fungi, Ascomycota, Dothideomycetes, Pleosporales, Periconiaceae.
CGCUCAACUUCCCAUCACCCUCCAACAUACCACUCUCUAGGCCAUUUCCUGACCGCCGUCAUGUCUCAGAACAGCCCAGUUGACACGAACACCAACGCCGAGAACGGUGCCGGAAUCCAGCCUUUCACGGCCCGUGAGAUGCAGAUGCUCGGCUGGGCUAUGCAGUCGAUGAAGACCCCACCUGAUAUCGACUACGAGAAGCUUGCGGGCUUCGCGGGCAUGUCCAACCACCGUUCGGCCUACAAUGCCUGGACCAAGAUCAAGGGCAAGCUCUUCGCCAAUAUGGAUGAAGCCCAGUCAACCCCCAAGCGUGGACGCAAGAAGCCCGUCGAUGGCGAGGGCGGCGAGACCCCCAAGAAGGCCACUCCCCGCAAGCGUGCUGCGAAGAAGAACGUCGAUGCCGAUGCCGACGCUGACGCUGACGGCAGCCCCGUCAAGAAGCCGCGUGCUACCAAGGUCAAGACCGAAGUCAAGGACGACAACGCCGACAAUGGUGACGUCGCCGCCGAGGUCAACGACGAGGAGAAGCCGGAGGUCUAA